Molecule: messenger RNA, 2442 nt
Organism: Symbiodinium natans
Lineage: Eukaryota; Dinophyceae; Suessiales; Symbiodiniaceae
Source: the annotation of a GenBank genome assembly
AUGAUCACGCUGCUGUCCCAGAACCCUGUAGAUCUCGGACACUUGGAGCUGUUCAAUCGGAACUUGCUCGUCCACAAGUUCGAGGUAGAUGUGCUUCCGAGGGAAACUGGGGAAGAGAAGUUGGUCAUUAAUGGGAUCGAGGAGAGCUAUGGGCAAGGCUGCAAGCAGAGGUUGCAGAUUCGAAUCAAGGCGGCAGUCCAGGACAACCGCCCGGGAGCCGAGACGAAGGAGAGAGGCGUGAUACACGUCGACUUCAUGUUUGGUAGAACAGAAACGCCGGGCAGUGAUGAAGAGCAUGCGAUGUCAACACACAUGGUGGUAGUGGAUGAGCAGACGAACUUCUGUCUUUGUGUGCCAGUAGAAUCCAAAGCGGCUCAUGACUUGAAGAAUGCGACUGAGGAAGUGGUGAAGCUAGGAGCGGUGCUGGGACAUUCAGAGCUAGUGAUCCGAGGUGACAGCGAGCCAGCCAUGAUCCAGUUCCUCAAGACCGUGAGUGCGAGCAGAUCGAGGCUGGGAUUGGGAACUAAGAUCGAAGUGGCACCUCCGGAUUCACAGCUGCACCAUGGGUUGAAAGCUGAGCGCUUCAUUACCAUAGUGAGAUCGAUGGAAAAGUGUUUGUUGGCUUCGAUAGAAGAAAAGACAGGAGGGAUAGGAGGUGGAAUUACUCCUGAAGGCGGUUCAGUGAUGAGCACGGAUUCACCUGAGAUGCUUCCUGAUGCCGAAAUGGAGAAUGCGAGUCAGGUGGUAGAGCUUGAGGGAUACAUGCUUAGAAGAGUCGUGGGCACCAGUCACCCUACAAACCACGAAGAUGAGAUCGAGAUAGAGGGUUUAGAGGUGGACCUACCAAUCGAGAGCAUGGAGCAGGACUACGAGAAGGGGCUUGAGGGGCAAAGCGUUGAGGAUCACGAAGAAUUGCCUUGGAAGGGUAGAACGUAUGAAGAGGGUCCUCCUCAACUAAGCCAGCAAGAACUGGAAGAGUUGGACAGAAGGAUGGAUGACGUUGAGUAUACCAGGUUGGAGAAGAUGGGAGUCCUGAGACCCAUGCAACGUGAAGAAGAUGGUAAGGGCAUGGUGUGUUUGAAGUCGAAGACGGUGCGCGAGAAGAGGGCGAGCAAACUGCUGGGCAACUUGAAGAAGUCGGGCCUUAAGCUCAAGAUAGAAGGACCGAUAGAUCCGUUUGGAGGACAAGGGCAUUUCUUGAAGCGUUUGUUUCAAGGGAAGGAUGGCAGCAUCAGGGUGAUCCCAGAGAAGAGGUACGUGGAGAAGUUGAUCUCAAUCCUGCAGCUUGAGCGCAGCGCGAGCAAAUCGACACCACUUCCCUCAACCAUAAGGUAUCCUCAAGAAGACCCGCCUUUAGAAGGUUCUGCGUACAGCAUGUUCAGAAGCGCUUUGGGUCUUUUGCUCUACAUGGCCAAUGAUGUUCCAGAGAUCCAUUUUGCCAUGAGACUCCUUGGAUCCCGAUGUGCGCAUCCGAGUGAGUAUGACCUUGCAAUCGUGCGACAUGUGGGCAAGUACAUGAAAGGGAGACCUGAGUGGGUGCUCCAGUUGAAGCUCACACGUCCUGGCAGGACAUUGGAACAGCGGCUUCGAGAGUGUGACACUGAAUGCACCAGAGAUCCCGUUAGCGAGCGUGGAAGCUUCAGUAGGUGUGAGCAUGACGUUGAACAUGAACAUGAAGGAGAAUGCAGAUUUGGUACAGGACAUGUCUUAGAAGUGAUCACAGACUCAGAUUGGGGUUCAAGGAUGUUUGGGCGCAAGAGUGUGUCAAGCUAUUCUCUCUACUUGAACGGCAACAUGGUUUUCGUGUCCACCAGGCUCCAAAAGUCCUACGCCCUAAGCUCAACAGAGGCCGAGUGGAUGUCUUCGUUGUUGGGAGUCGCAGACGGCAUCUUUGUCAAGCAAUUCCUUGAAACAUUCCUUGAAUCCGAGGUGAAGCUAGUGCACAGAGUGGACAACUCCGGGGUUCGGGCGCUGGCAGCACGAGAAGGAGCCGGCAAGCUGAGACACAUAGACUUGUCUUAUUUGUGGCUUCAGAAAGAGAAUCGUUCGGGGCACGUUUUGACAAGACCAAUUUCUACGUACGCAUGUCCGUCGGACCUGGGGACAAAACAUUCAAAGAAGCGAAUCCUUUUCCUCCUGGGCUUGAUGGGGUACGUUGACAAUGAGACGGGCAUUUUGGCAGGGGGGAAGGAAGUGAAGGAGUACUUAGUCUCUGCAGCGAUCAAGCAAGGCCAGCAAAACAACAUCUUGAGAGUUCUGCUUGCUAGCUAUUUAGCUCCUGUAGCAAUGGGCUCCGGGAUUGGUGAGCAGUCCGAAAACAAUGCAACGAUUGUGCUCUUUGUGAUCAGCAUUUUCAUUGUCAUGAUCAUAGGGGGGUUUUGUGCAGCCACGUUGGGGUCAAGAGUCCAGCAGCUCAAGUUCGUCAAAAUCUCUAUUGGAUGA